UUGCCUAAAAUCAAUUGCAGGGAAACAAGGAAAAGGAAUGAAUCACGUGGUGCUUCCAUAUAUAGGUCUCUUUAGCAUUUGUUCAAGGCAGAGGGGGAAGAUUUCUGCAGAGCACGGUAGCCCGGACUGCAGCCUUUCGGAACAGCCACUACGUGCAGAGCAAUCAUGAGUGAGACCACUAAGAGCCCCUUGGAGAGCAGCCUAAGGCAACUGAAGUGCCAUUUCACCUGGAACUUGGUAACGGGAGAAAAAUCCUUGGAUGAUUUUGAAGACAGAGUGUGCAACCAGAUUGAGUUUCAGAACAGGGAAUUCAAAGCCACAAUGUGUAACAUAUUAGCCUACGUAAAACAUCUCAGAGGCCAAAACGAGGCGGCCCUGGAAUGUUUACGGCAAGCUGAAGAGUGGAUCCAGCGCGAGCAUGCUGACCAAGCAGAAGUCAGAAGCCUGGUCACCUGGGGAAACUAUGCCUGGGUCUACUACCACCUGGGCAGACACUCAGAAGCUCAGACUUACGUAGACAAGGUGAAACAAGUAUGUGAAAAGUUUUCAAAUCCUUACAGUAUUGAGUGUCCUGAGCUUGACUGUGAAGAAGGGUGGACACGGUUAAAGUGUGGAAGAAGGCAAAAUGAAAGGGCAAAGGUGUGUUUUGAGAAGGCUCUGGAAGAGAAACCCAGUGACCCAGAAUUCUCCUCUGGACUGGCGAUCGCCAGCUACCGUCUAGAUGAACGGCCAGAGCCUCAGAACCCCAUUGACACUUUGAGACAAGCCAUUCGGCUGAAUCCCAACAACCAGUAUGUUAAAGUCCUCCUGGCUCAGAAACUUCAAAGGCUGAAUGAAGAAGAUGAAGGAGAGAGGUUAGUUGAAGAAGCUUUGGAGAAAGCCCCCAAUGCAACAGAUGUGCUUCGAGGUGCAGCAAAGCUGUAUCAAAGCAAAGGUGCCUUUGACAAAGCUAUAGAGCUGCUUAGAGAGGCUCUGGAUUACAUGCCACACAAUGCCUACUUGCAUUACCAUACUGGGUGCUCCUAUAGGGCAAAAGUCCUCCAAACACUAUAUGACGUAAAAGAUAAUGAUACAAAUGGGAAAAGAGAGAAGUUACAGGAAUUCAUAAAACAAAGUGUGGAUCACUUAAAGAUAGCUGAUGAGAACAAUGGAAAAUUCCCCCGUGUCUGCUCCUAUCUUGCCAGCCUCUAUGUGCUAGCAGAUCAGUACGAAGAAGCAGAAUAUUACUUCCAAAAAGAAUUCAGCAGAGAGCUCACUCCUGUAGCCAAACAAGUGCUCCAUCUGCGAUAUGGCAACUUCCAGCUGUUUCAAAUGAAGUGUGAAGACAAGGCCAUCCACCAUUUUAUACAGGGUGCGAAAAUAAACCAGGAAUCAAAGGAGAAAGAAAAGAUAAAAAGCAAGCUGCAGAAAAUUGCCAAAAGCAGGCUUUCUAAAAAUGGAGCAGAUUCUAAAGCUUUGCAGCUUUUGGCGUUUCUUCAGGAGCUGAAUGGAGAACCGCAGUCAGCAGAAGAAAACUCUGAGGAGGCUUUGGACUUCGGAAGCCUCGUCUCUUCAGCAUCUUUAGCUGAGGAAUGAGGAAUCAGGGUAUGGUGCCCACAGGGAUACUGCUGGAAGGGCACUGAAACCCCUCCACCAAGCUGGUAUUUACUUAACAACUGGUAUGGCACAGGCAUGGACUGAGACACUGGCUACAGUAAUCGAGUAACUCUGCUGGGCCAAGUGUUAACACUUGACUUGCUCGAGGAGUUCUGAGAGAUGGACCAGACUUGGGGGGUACUUCCUGGGGCUUGGUAAAGGAGCUGUUUCCCAAAUGACCUUUUGGGAGCAGUUUGCACCAUGACAUUCUUUUAGUUACCUUCUGUGGGGUGAUGCCUUGGGUUGUUUUUUUUCUAUGUUUAUAUAAAGCAUCCAGAUUCCUCCCAUCUGUACAUUAUGGUCUAUUUUUGCAAUGUUUUUCUUUCCUUGGAGUCAUUUUAGGUCCUAUAAAGAUUGGCCCUGUAUAGACCCUAGGGUGCUGUAUCUAUCCAAAGGUGGGGGAACCAAAGCCUAGAUAGGGCUGAGUAUCCUCUCUCUCACUUCUGCCUCCCUCCCCUUUCUCCCCAGACAGUCCUCAGUCUAGACUGUCCUAAACAACAUGAGUUCAGUUGUCCCAUUAACUGAGGUGGAACACAGUUUGAUAAAAGCAGCAGGUCAAAUCUGGAAGGAACAUAUGUCGGAGAAUCCAUGGAGUCAGGCAGUCUGCAAUACAGCAUGUGAAGAAUAAAUAAGGGGAUCCUGUACAAUAUUCUAGAGAGCAAAAUAAUACAUUUUUAUACAACUUGUAUGGGAAAAUAAAUGUAGGGGUGCAGAAAGAGUAGGCCAAAAGAGAGAAAGAGAGAGAGAGGAAUGCUGGUUUGUCAUUGCUGACUGUAAUCAUAGGGAGAAAAUGUUGUUUUCUUAGCCACUAUUAUGAAAAGUUCUUUGUAAGAUGAAGAUGUUUUCUUAAAAAAUGCCAGGUUCAACAUGAUAAGUAGCAGAACAGGGGAAUCAUUUGGUGGCUAAGGACCUAGUGAAGGGUCAUGGGAAAUGACCUCAAUAAUGGAGCUCUUCCCCGCACCCAUUCAGAUAUGUUAGGUGAUAUAAAACGUCAGUGAACCAUGAAAAUCUUCAGGGGAACCACAAAACUCAUGGCAUGUUUGGGGUGAUUAGGAUUUUCUAGGUAGAUCCUGAAUGGCCUGUGGCAUCAGUAUUUAUGAACCAAAGCAGUCAGCAGACCCAGCAUGAGACCACUGGUCAACGUCUGGGAAGCAAAAUAUUUGCCUGUGGGAAUUAAAACUUGAAUAGUAGUUACCGGGGCCUGGGAGAUGGGAGAAUCGCAGAAAUGUUUAAGGGUGCAAGCUUGCAACCAGUAAAGAAAUAAAUCCUGGAGAUCUAAUACAGUGCAUAGUGAAUACAGACCACAAUACUGUGUUAUAAUCAAACUUGCUAAAAAAGGAAAUGAUAAUUACAUGAUGGGUAGAGAGCGCUACUGCUGCAGUGGCAAUCCUAGUCACAAUAUGUAAGUGUAUCAAACCAACACGUUGUACACCUUAAAUCUGCACAAAGUUAUAUGUCAAAUAUAUUCAGUCAGUUUUUGUUAACAUUGUUCAUAAGCAAUUGAAACAUUAUAUAAAAUUCAAGUUUUUUUUAAUCAAAAA
This is a messenger RNA of Manis pentadactyla (Chinese pangolin), 3176 nucleotides long. It is a transcript of the gene IFIT2, whose product is annotated as interferon induced protein with tetratricopeptide repeats 2. Gene Ontology annotation, molecular function: protein binding. Gene Ontology annotation, biological process: defense response to virus. The transcript has 2 exons. NCBI's taxonomy places the organism in Eukaryota, Metazoa, Chordata, Mammalia, Pholidota, Manidae. The record is from RefSeq and is a predicted model, not a curated record. The coding region runs from base 166 to 1575 and encodes 469 amino acids. Gene Ontology annotation, cellular component: cytosol.